AUGGAAACACAGUUUGAGACAAGAAAAUAUCUUUGCUUUCUUAUUUUUGCAUACAUGAUAUUAUGGAACACCGUCAUUUCCCAUGAUGAAGCAAUGUCCUCUUCGCCAAAAUUUGGGGAUCGAAUUGGUAAAUUGAAACGAAUUUAUCAGUUCAAUAAUACAGGAUCAGCUAAAACUCCCACAACUGCUACAUCUUUGAUAAAACAAAAAUUUGAUGUUCAAAAUGAAAUUCAUCGAAGUGAUAACUACUUAGAAACUGACGAAGAAGGAACUAAAAGAAUAAAAGAAAAUUCAAUUGAUACAGAAAAUUUCCCAAGUGGUAGCAAAUCAUCAAAUGUUCAAAUAAAUUCAUCAUCAUCAUCUUUAGUUCAAGCUCGACUCGAAAUGUUAACUGAUUUUUUUGACAUUCCACCAUCACCAAUGCCAUCUGUAUUUUCCACACCAUCUCGUCCAAUGAGCAUAUCAAAGACAGGCGUUGUGUUGGCUACUAAAAACUACAUAAAUCCCACCACAAAUACAACUUACAAAGGUCAACUCCUUUUAAACGAAACAGGACUCCGUCAACAAGCAUGGGUGAUUCCCAUAAUAGUAUUGGCAUGUAUGUCAAUGUUCCUGAUGGCAGCUUUUGAAGUAUUUGUCCUUGUUAAGACACGCCGAACAUCGCCAAACAGACGUCAUUUAUUCUUAGGCCAAAUGCUUUUGCUUGGCCUAUUUUCUUGCACAGGAUUAUCAGCUUUAUUGACAGCACGCCCGUCAACGUUAUCAUGUGCAACUAUUCGGUUUGGAACAGGCGUCAGCUUUGCGAUAGUAUUUUCAUCACUUUUAGUUAAGUGCAUUUUUCUCAUAAGUCUAAAUGGAGGAAUAUAUUUGCCAGCACCAUAUCAAGCAUUACUAUUGCUGUUUGCAGUACUGAUUCAAUUGACAGUUGGUAUUCAAUGGCUCAUUACAGCAUCCCCAGGAAUCACAAUUAUCAAAGAAGUAACACAACAAAAUAGAUUAAUAUUCACAUCAGAUAAUUUUAAUGCCGUGAAAGAUGGAUGGCAACUUUGCCGAACAUCAUUCACAGAUAUGAGAAUCUCAUUACUUUACAUUGAUUUUCUCAUUAUCGUUGUUGCCAUUCUCGCGAUUAAAUCGCGUGGAAUCAGAGACAAUUAUCGCGAAGCAACUUUUAUUGGAUUAGCAAUAUCGUUAGUGAUUCCAAUUUGGUUGGGAUGGACACUUGUUGGUUUCGCGGUUCAUGAACGUCAUAAAGACGCGUGUUUGGCAUUUGGUCUCCUUGCAACGCCUUCCAUAAUAUUUCUGGUAAUGUUUAUGCCUAAGGGAAGACAACUUGCAGCAAUGGGCCGAGAAGAUAUUUAUAACGAAGAUAGAGAUGAAAGAUACAGUACAUCUUCGAGAACUGGCUCAGGAUAUUCACCAUCAUUCUUUCAUUUCAAACCUAUAAAGUAUGGGAUGAUGAAUGGAAAAGGUGGAAAUAGUAUUGAAACAAAUAACAAACAUCAACAAGCCGUAAGCUCUUUAGGAGGUGAUUAUGCACUCGCUGCUCCCAUGUCCUUUUAUACACCAACACAUACCACAUCGCCUAUGUAUUAUUACACGCAACACAAGUUUCCUCCACCUCAAUAUGCAGGACUUUUCGUGGAAGAUGACACAAAUGCUUACACAACACUUGAGCAAACAAUGAGUAGCAAUCCCAACGUUUAUUUUCAAAGGCCACAUGUUCAUCCUGGAAUGAUCUAUUAAAAAGUUAACAUAGAUUUUAUUGCUUAAGAAUGGUAGGUUAUAAGAAGAAAUUGUAUAGAAAAUUGAAAUAUUUAAAUUUUGCUGUAUUUAUCAUUAAGAAAUGAAAUAAAUGAAACUAAGACUUUCGCUAUGGAAAUCUGAGG
Molecule: messenger RNA, 1886 nt
Organism: Clunio marinus
Lineage: Eukaryota; Metazoa; Arthropoda; Insecta; Diptera; Chironomidae
Source: the annotation of a GenBank genome assembly